Molecule: messenger RNA, 740 nt
Organism: Suillus subalutaceus
Lineage: Eukaryota; Fungi; Basidiomycota; Agaricomycetes; Boletales; Suillaceae
Exons: 1
Coding region: 23-250 (75 amino acids)
Source: RefSeq, a predicted model, not a curated record
GUAGAGUCUGACAUAGGCAUUGAUGAAGAUUGUCUUUUUUGCAUUGAGAGUGUGUCUCUAUGCAGGACAGUACUUUCUAGUCUACGGGGCCCCUGUGUCCCGUCCGCCGUUCCCGCCGGCCGUUUUAGACGUGCCCUCCUGCGAAGAUGAGAUGACUAUGUUUAUCCACGCGAUGAGCAAGGUAGUAUGGCUAAACGCAAGCUCGACCGCGGGGAGCGGAAGUACAAGAAAUCUGUGGAGAGAAAUAUGAGUGUGAGACGUACGGUUGACGUGCGGCUUCGGUGGUCUCAUGUGGUCUGAUCUGUGAGAGCGAGGGUUCUUGAUGGCGAGCGGAAGGGGGAUAUGGUAGUAUAGGAGUUUAGAGAUAGGCUAGGGUAGGGGAAUGGUGGGAUGAGGGAUGAGGGUGAUGAUGCACGGGGUGAGGUUUGGACAGGCGAUGUUGUAAAAGUGCUCAUAGAGGGUUUGGGUUUGGCAUGGGAUUGUUUCUUUUAUGAUCUAGCAAUGUAUCAGCUCGAGAGUUGAUAAAGAUUAGGACGCUGUGAAGCCUGAGAUGAUACUAGAUGGUCACGAAACAGAGCGGCUUGACUAUCAACUACCGUUUUUUGAAACGUGGCCAAAGGUCACUAUGACCAGCUGUGUGUGUACAUAGACUCGCAAUGGGCAGUCACGCGCAUGACUAGUACUCACGAGCAGCAAAUUCAUUGCGACGACCUACGGGGUUGCACCAGUGCCAGUGAGCG